Danio rerio (zebrafish) is the source of this 2449-nucleotide messenger RNA. It is a transcript of the gene atp1b2b, whose product is annotated as ATPase Na+/K+ transporting subunit beta 2b. Gene Ontology annotation, biological process: potassium ion transport; sodium ion transport. The record is from RefSeq and is marked provisional. Gene Ontology annotation, cellular component: plasma membrane; sodium:potassium-exchanging ATPase complex; membrane. Lineage: Eukaryota; Metazoa; Chordata; Actinopteri; Cypriniformes; Danionidae.
UCUCUCUCUCUCUCUCUCUCCCUCUCUCUCUGCGGAAUGCGCACUGCACUGGCGGGUGAGCAGAGAUUCGGGCGUUACAGUGGGAUCGAGAUCUUCUCUCACUCAGUCCUCGCUUGACUGCUCAGGUUUAGGCAGAGUGCCUUCGGAAUCAAUCUUAAGCAGUCUUUCAUUUAAAAAAACUUUCUGUAGAGCCACAAAAGAUCGUUUAACCCUUUCCACACAGUAUUUAAGGCUUGAAUAGCUCUUUAUUACUCUCAAAGAGAGUGCUAGCCCCGAGGAGUUGUCUCUGUGAGCGCACAUUUAGUCCAGGAAAAUGGCCAAGGAUGACAAGAACGGCUGGAAGGAGUUCUUCUGGAACCCGAGGACCCGCGAGUUCUGCGGGAGGACCGCGAGCAGUUGGGGUCUGAUUCUGCUGUUUUAUCUGGCAUUCUACAUAUUCCUGGCUGGAUUGUUUACUCUCACCAUGUACGUAAUGCUGCAGACCCUCGAUGACCACAGACCAACAUACCAGGACAGACUUUCAACUCCAGGGAUGAUGAUCAGACCUAAAGGAGAGCAGCUGGAGAUUGCUUAUACCACCGAGUACACAGAGACCUGGGAAAGAUACGUGCAGGCUCUCAAUAACUUCCUCUCACCCUACAACGACACAGUCCAGACACAGAAGAACUAUGAGUGUAAACCGGAUCAGUUUUUCAUCCAGGAGGACAGCGGCGGUUUGAAGAACUUUCCCAAACGUUCCUGCCAGUUCAAGCGCUCUAUACUGGAGAAAUGCUCAGGGAUCACGGAUCGCUUCUAUGGUUACGAUGAAGGCAAACCCUGCAUCAUCAUCAAGCUCAACCGUGUGAUCGGUCUGUUGCCUGCUAAGGACGGUCAGCCUCCUUAUGUCACGUGUGGUGCGAAGAAAUACAAAGUUGGGAAAGAUGAGUGGACUGAUGAUUCAGAUAAACUUGGUGAACUGGCAUACUAUCCCCCUAAUGGCACCUUCAACCUCAUGUACUAUCCAUACUAUGGCAAGAAAGCGCAGGUGAACUACUCUCAGCCUCUAGUGGCCGUUAAGUUCCUCAACAUCACCAGGAAUGAGGACGUCAAUGUGGAGUGCAAAAUCAACUCCAACAACAUUCCCGAAGGCAGUGAACGAGACAAGUUUGCUGGACGAGUUUCCUUCACACUGAGGAUCAACUCCAGAGAUUGAACAGACAAGAGUGUUUGUUUUUUUUUUUUGCACGCACACACAUACAUAUGCACACACCGGUCCUCCCAUCUAAUAGUUUACAACAACGUGUGGAAGGAACAGCUAGUAGUCCGACAGAACAAAGAAUAAUAGUACUCUUUUAGACUUUGAGACUAGUAAGGUUGCAAAUAGUAAGCAGGAUUUUUUGUGCAUAUUAAAUCAGUGUGUGUGUGUGUGUGUGCGUGUGAGUUCAGAGUACAGUAUUUAUUUUUUGAACCAAAAUUUGAAUUGCAUGCUCAGCUAGCAGAGCUGGUGAUUAAAAAAAUAAUAUACUAUUCUGGUCAAGCAACCUUACCUAGUAUCUUUUAAAAAAUACCUUUUUCUUUACUAAGUAUCUGUUCAUUUUGUUCAAUUUUUAAUUUCGGAGCAGGCGUCAAUGAGGUAAUGUGCUUGGCUGGCAUAAUCUCAUGUGUGUUUGGAGAAUCUCUAGAGUUCUGGGACUGUUUGGCACUUGUGUCUCAGUCUGAUUUGUGAGGAGGAUAGUUUAGUUUGCACCGACAUAAAGGUAACACUGCGCAUGUCAGCUCUAGCAAACACCAAAACAACACAACUUGACACAUUCACAAACAUUUCUGCAUUCCUCACAGUUUGGCUCAGACUGAACUCUGAAGUGUGUCACGUUUCAUUUCUCAUGAGGCGUUUUUUGUUUAAGUUUGUUUAUAUGUAUAAAUAGGUAUUUUGCAGUAUUUCCUUUCUUUGGUUUCUCCUUUUUUCUUUUAUUUGCAUGUGUUACCCAGUUUGUCUCACAUGGUGAUGGGAUGUAAGGUUUUGUAUUGAUCUGCACCAACAGAAAGGAUUACAGCAGGUCUGGGUUCAGUUUGAAAUCUGAAUGAUACAGUAGGUAGAAGAAGUGUGGUGUGUGUGUGUGUGUGUGUGUGUGUGUGUGUGUGUGUGUGUGUGUGUGUGUGUGUGUGUGUGUGUGUGUGUGUGUGUGUGUGUGUGUGUGUGUGUGUGUGUGUGUGUGUGUAUGUGCGUGAGAAAGAGAUUACAUUUGGAUUCCUGCAUGUGCAUGUGUGAUUUUUUUGAUUUCAUCUCAUUUGUGUUAAACUUUGUGCACAAUUUACUUUCUGAGUAUUUUUGACUUUUGUUGUAAGUGACUUUGAGCAUAAGCAUAGAGACAGAUCAGAUAGAGUGACUAGGAGCAGGGACAGCAGAUUUAUGUUUCGAAGUGAAUCCAUCCCUGCAUGAGUCAAUAAAACCAAAAAACAUGGUCACCAA